AAGACAUUCCUACUCAUAGGAGAACAUCUAAUAGAAUUUAAGGAAGUUUUCAUUUUAAAUUAAAUUUUUUUGUUUGCCUUAAAAAAUGAGCAAAGAAUCGAAAACGUGGAUACUGAAAGUGGCGGCAAUCGUUGCCGUGUCGAGUCUUUUAACGCUCUUUGUGAUUGUGGCUUCUAAUUCGAUUGCUUUCUACUCGCCGGCAGAUGGCGUUGUGGAGCUGACUGCCUCGGACUUUGAGAGCAUGGUGCUGCAGGACGACGCCAUAUGGAUUGUACAAUUUUAUGCGCCCUGGUGCAGCCACUGCCAGGCCAUGCUGCCCGAGUACAAGCAGCUGGCCAAGGCGCUGAAGGGCGUUAUUAAGCUGGGCGCGGUCAAUUCCGAGCUGCACACGGAGUUGAUCGCCAAAUAUGAAAUACGCGGCUUUCCGCUUAUGAAAAUUUUCGGAGUUGACAAACAAAAGCCUACCGAUUUCUUUGGGCCGCGCACAGCGAAAGCCAUGGCCGACGUGGCUGUGGCUGAGGUCAACAAGAAGAUAAAGGCGGCCUUUGGCGAGAGCCUGGAUGUGGCCACAGACGCGGCCAGCAACAGACUUUGCUCGGAGAGCGACGUCACGGAGCUGCGGGCUGAUAAUUUUGAUAGGCUGGUGCUCAAUUCGGCUGACACAUGGCUGGUGGAGUUCUAUACGCCCUGGUGUCCGCACUGCAAGAAUCUGGCAGGCACCUGGAUAGCGGCGGCCAAGGAACUCAAGGGCAAGAUCAAGCUGGGCGCCCUGGACGCCAGCGCGUACAAGCACAAGGCGGCCGAGCACAAUGUGCGUAGCUAUCCCACCAUCAAAUACUUUCCGGUCCAGUCGAAGCAGCCCGCCGACGCAGUCAAGUACACUGGCCAGCGCACUGCGGAGAGCAUCAUCAGCUGGGCCAAUAGCAAGUCGGCGGCGCCUGCACCUAACGUGGCCGAGAUCACGGACGAGACGAGUUUGUUCAAUGCCUGCGGCCAUAAGUCCUGGUGCGUCAUCUCCGUGCUGCCCACGCUGCUCGACUGCAAUGCCAAGUGCCGCAACAAAUUGCUUGGCACCUUGCGCAAACUGUGCGCCAAGUAUCCGGCGCAGCAGGGAUGGGGCUGGGUGUGGACCGAGGGCGGCCAGCAGCCAGCCCUGGAGAGGGGUCUGCGUGUGGGCGGCUUUGGCUAUCCGGCUCUGGUGGUGGUCAAUUGCCGCAGAAUGCGAUAUGCCGUCUUCAAGGGCUCAUUCUCGGAAGCUGCACUUAAUGAAUUUCUGGGCGAUAUUGUCCAGGGGCGUGGCAGAACUUCAACUGUCAACUGCGCCCAAAAGCCGCCCGUUCGCAGUGUCAUACCCUGGGACGGCCAGGAUGCCGACGCACAGCUCCACAACGUGGCAGAGGGCGAGCGUUCAAUCACGGACGAACUCUAAAUAUUUUUUUUUUGUUUGCCAUUCAUUUUUUGUUGCUCAGAUAAUGAAAUAAUGAAAUAGAAUUGAGGACAGAACAGAUUCAGUUAGAUGUAGAUGUCCAAAACUCAGCUUGAACUCUUAAUUUCUGGCAUAUUUUGUCCAAAUUAUGAAAUAAAUUUCAUGUUUCGAAGAUUUAAUACCCUUUCAGACAUUUCCCUUUUGCUGAUUUGUGAGAAUAGGGAAGCAUUACGGCUUUUGUAAGAAUAGUGAAUAUAUCU
Messenger RNA from Drosophila novamexicana, 1686 nucleotides. Its product is annotated as protein disulfide-isomerase A6 homolog. Gene Ontology annotation, molecular function: protein disulfide isomerase activity; protein-disulfide reductase activity. The transcript has a single exon. The record is from RefSeq and is a predicted model, not a curated record. Gene Ontology annotation, biological process: response to endoplasmic reticulum stress. Gene Ontology annotation, cellular component: endoplasmic reticulum lumen. Lineage: Eukaryota; Metazoa; Arthropoda; Insecta; Diptera; Drosophilidae. The coding region runs from base 86 to 1429 and encodes 447 amino acids.